CGAGAUUACGUGCAACACGCAAACUACCGUGCAUGCGAGUUUAAGGUUAAUGCGUCAACUUUUCACAGCGUCGACUAUUUACGUUACACAGGAACAAAUUGGGAGAUGCCAUUAGCUUAGCAUUCAGUUCGAAAAGGAAGCCGAGUUUCCGCUUUACGUAUAGAGCUAAACGUCGAGGGCGAAAAGACUCCCGCUUUUUGGAAAAAGAAACGCCCGUUUAAUGUUUAAUUUUACUACCGACAGGUCGUCUGCCGAAUUAAUUUAGCGCGGAUUCGUUUCAUGUGCCGGAACUGGAGGUGUAAAACGACGGCGCAGGCGCGGCGAGUUUAGCCGAGACUACCGGCAUGGCCAGGGACUACGAUUACCUCUUCAAACUGCUCAUUAUCGGCGACAGCGGUAGCUAUAUUACCACUAUAGGAGUUGACUUCAAGAUCCGAACAGUAGAGAUCAAUGGUGAGAAGGUGAAGCUACAGAUCUGGGACACAGCGGGCCAGGAGCGCUUCCGAACCAUCACCUCCACGUAUUACAGAGGAACCCAUGGUGUCAUAGUGGUAUACGAUGUUACCAGUGCCGAAUCUUUUGUCAACGUUAAACGAUGGUUGCAUGAAAUUAAUCAGAAUUGUGAUGACGUAUGUCGAAUAUUAGUGGGUAAUAAGAAUGACGACCCAAACUCUAAAGUUGUGGAGACAAAUGAUGCACAAAAGUUUGCAGAGCAGAUGAGCAUCCGCCUGUUCGAAACAAGUGCAAAAGAGAACAUUAAUGUGGAGGAGAUGUUUAACUGCAUCACGGAGCUGGUGUUAUGGGCAAAGAAGGAAUCUGUGGCCAAGCAGCACCAGCUGCAACAAAAUGAUGUUAUUAAGCUCAGCAAGAACAGCAAACGAAAGAAAAAGUGUUGCUAGUUGAUCUCAAACCUGACCGCAGCACUCACUCCAGAAUCCCUAUAGAGAAAAGGACUAUGAUCACCUAAAUUAAGAGUGGAGAAAGCUUAAUAAAGAUAAUAAUGAAAUGCAAAAGAGAAAAACAUGUCCCUUUUGGACAUAUACAAAUCAUGAAGACUUUUUAAAGAAAAUGUACAGAUUUUAUUAGAAUUAAGGAAUUUUUAAGUGGGAAUUCAAUAGAUGUGGUAUUUAAUAAAAGAUCCUCCUUCUUUCUUGAAGGACCUGCAAGCUGACAUGCUCACUGUAAUGUGCAGAUUUUUAUAUGCACGGAGUUAUUCAGCCAUGUCUGUCUUUUUUCUGUUUCUCUUUGGGUCUCCAUCUCAGGAGUGUGUUUCUUUUUCUUUUUUGUUUAUGGAAUAGAUUUAUUUUCUAGAAAGAGUGAAGAGAAAAAGCAGUUUUUCUCCGAACAUGAAAUCUUAGAUGCCAACAACUCAUGAUUUUUCACUUUUAUGAAGUUGACAGAAACAAAGAAUUACUUUGAUUUGUAUAUCCAGUGACACUGGUGGUGCAAGUUUUUUGUUCUUGUGGAUUUUUUUUUGUGUGCGCUCCCCAAGGUUUUUUUUUUUUUUUUUUUCUGUUAUCUGCAAUAUAAGCACACAAAAUCAGUGCCAUAGUGGACUGGUGUCAUUCUUGAAUGUUGCAAUGUUCAUGCAUAUGGCACUGCCAAAUUGGAAGACUUGUUCUGGUGUGAAUCUUCAUCACGGAGGUCUGAACAUUCAUAUCAUCUGCCACUGUUUUCCAUGUUUAGUGUUCUAGCUCUCCUUUUCUCAAGAUGAACACUCUUUACCCGUGACUGAACAAGACUAAACAGUUUCCACCAGGUAAUCAGAAACAACUAUUUGAUAGUUGCAGGAAAUUCUGAGAAGGAGAAAUGAUGCUCAUUAAACAUCCUGCUUCAGAGUGACUCAUUUUCUGUUUGAGGAAGGAAUUGAACUAAACGGUCAUGUAAAAAGUAAAAGUAUUGAGUCUUUAUAUCUAUAUAAUUGCAGUUGAACUUGUUCUCUUCACACAACCUCAUAACCUUAAUCCACUAUAAUUAGAGCUAAAUACCCAGAAUCAUUUCUGUAUUAAUGGCAGGUUGGUUUGAUGUUCUACAAGGGCCAUGUAGUGACCCAUUAAACCAAGUAAAGGAAUCAUGGCAACA
Molecule: messenger RNA, 2082 nt
Organism: Ictalurus punctatus (channel catfish)
Lineage: Eukaryota; Metazoa; Chordata; Actinopteri; Siluriformes; Ictaluridae
Gene: rab35b
Product: RAB35, member RAS oncogene family b
Exons: 5
Coding region: 345-899 (184 amino acids)
Biological process (GO): endocytic recycling
Cellular component (GO): plasma membrane; endosome membrane
Molecular function (GO): GTPase activity; GTP binding
Source: RefSeq, a predicted model, not a curated record